CGGGAUCCCGGCGUCCAGAGCCGGCGCGUGCGUCCGUCGGUCGGCCGGGUAGUCUGUCCGCGCGGAAAGCCCAGCGCCCCGGCGUGCGGCGGCCGCGGGGCCUGGGAGGGAAAGGGCGCGGAGGCGGGACCGCGGCUCCCUCCCACUCCGGGGGGAGCCCAGGAGGCGGCGGUGCUGAAGCGCCAGCGGAGAAGGAGGCAGCACAGCGGAGAGGCGGUCGCGAGCACGAGUGGGGUGGGGCGUGCCCACGGGCCCCCGCCCCCCUCGUCCCCCCCGCCCAGCUCCGGAGCCGCAGCCGGGCCGGCGGGCCAGGGGUCCGCGGCGCACCCUCUCCGGUGCGUUCUUCAGCCAGCCAGGCCUACCAGGACGCCGUGUGAAGCAGGAACAGGGGGGACAGGGACGCCCCCUUCAGCAGGAGCCGUCGGAGGGGCGGACCCGAGACCAGGCGAGCAGCCCCGCAGGAGCCAGGCUCAGGGUCUGGGACGCAGUCGGGAGCGCAGAGGGCCGGCUGGGCGCCGCAGAGCCAGCAGGCUGGCCCGGGCCUCCUGGGUGACAGGCCCUGCGUGGCUGGCUGGGAAGAAGUGACUGGAGACCUGCAGGAAAGAGACUGGACCUAGAGGAGGGGCGGCUGCCUCGCUGUCCUUGCUGAGCCCCGGGGACCAAGGAAUUUAGAGCAGCGUUUCCCCAUCCUGAAAAAGACGAUUGCUGUCCAGAGCAGCACCCUUUAUCUGAGACAGCGCUGGGGGCGGGGGUCCUUGGGGCCUGGAACCCCACCCCACGCUCCUUUAACUGGGGCCUCUGGGCCUCACAGAGGACCCCGGGUUCGCAAGGAGGCCUUCGGGGUCCUGGCCCCUGCGGCUGCAGCAGUGGCCAUGUCAAGGCCAGGCCAGGGUGUGAUGAUGCCCGUGAACGGGCUGGGCUUCCCACCGCAGAAUGUGGCCCGGGUGGUGGUGUGGGAGUGGCUAAAUGAGCACAGCCGCUGGCGGCCUUACACAGCCACCGUGUGCCACCACAUCGAGAACGUGCUCAAGGAGGACGCCCGUGGUUCUGUGGUCCUGGGGCAGGUGGACACCCAGCUGGUGCCCUACAUCAUCGACCUGCAGUCCAUGCACCAGUUUCGCCAGGACACAGGCACCAUGCGGCCGGUGCGGCGCAACUUCUACGACCCGUCGUCCGCGCCGGGCAAGGGCAUCGUGUGGGAGUGGGAGAACGACGGCGGCGCGUGGACGGCCUACGACAUGGACAUCUGCAUCACCAUCCAGAACGCCUACGAGAAGCAGCACCCGUGGCUCGACCUCUCGUCGCUCGGCUUCUGCUACCUCAUCUAUUUCAACAGCAUGUCGCAGAUGAACCGCCAGACGCGCCGGCGCCGCCGCCUGCGCCGCCGCCUGGACCUGGCCUACCCGCUCACCGUGGGCUCCAUCCCCAAGUCGCAGUCGUGGCCCGUGGGCGCCAGCUCGGGCCAGCCCUGCUCGUGCCAGCAGUGCCUGCUGGUCAACAGCACGCGCGCCGCCUCCAACGCCAUCCUGGCCUCGCAGCGCCGCAAGGCGCCCCCCGCGGCCCCGCCGCCGCCGCCGCCGCCGCCGCCUCCCGGAGGGCCGCCCGGCGCGCUCGCCGUGCGCCCCAGCGCCACCUUCGCGGGCGCCGCGCUCUGGGCCGCGCCCGCCGCCGGCCCCGCCGAGCCCGCGCAGCCCCCCGGGGCGUCCCCGCGGAGCCCGAGCGCCCCCGGCGGCGGCGGCGGCGGCGGCGGCGGCGGCGGCGCGCCCACCCCGGGGCAGAACAACCUCAACCGGCCCGGGCCCCAGCGCGCCACCGGCGUGAGCGCACGCGCCUCCAUCCCGCCCGGGGUCCCCGCGCUCCCGGUGAAGAACUUGAAUGGUACGGGGCCCGUCCAUCCGGCCCUGGCAGGGAUGACCGGGAUCCUGCUGUGUGCCGCCGGCCUGCCCGUGUGCCUGACGCGGGCCCCCAAGCCCAUCCUGCACCCGCCGCCCGUGAGCAAGAGCGACGUCAAGCCCGUGCCCGGCGUGCCCGGGGUGUGCCGCAAGACCAAGAAGAAGCACCUCAAGAAGAGUAAGAACCCCGAGGAUGUGGUUCGAAGGUACAUGCAGAAGGUGAAGAACCCGCCCGAUGAGGACUGCACCAUCUGUAUGGAGCGGCUGGUCACAGCAUCCGGCUACGAAGGCGUGCUUCGCCACAAGGCCGUGCGACCCGAGCUCGUGGGCCGCCUGGGCCGCUGCGGCCACAUGUACCACCUGCUGUGCCUCGUGGCCAUGUACUCCAAUGGCAACAAGGACGGCAGCCUGCAGUGCCCCACGUGCAAGGCCAUCUACGGAGAGAAGACGGGCACCCAGCCGCCCGGGAAGAUGCAGUUCCACCUCAUCCCGCACUCGCUGCCUGGCUUCGCCGACACCCAGACCAUCCGCAUCGUCUACGACAUCCCCACAGGCAUCCAGGGCCCUGAGCACCCCAACCCAGGCAAGAAGUUCACCGCAAGAGGCUUCCCGCGUCACUGCUAUCUGCCCAACAACGAGAAGGGCCGGAAGGUGUUGAGGCUGCUCAUCACCGCCUGGGAGCGGAGACUCAUCUUCACCAUCGGCACGUCCAACACCACAGGCGAGUCGGACACCGUGGUGUGGAACGAGAUCCACCACAAGACCGAGUUUGGAUCCAACCUCACGGGCCACGGCUACCCGGACGCUAGCUACCUAGACAAUGUGCUGGCCGAGCUCACAGCCCAGGGCGUGUCCGAGGCUGCGGCCAAGGCCUGAGGCCCGGGGGCGGCCCACCUUCCCUCCCGCUUUGCCCCUGGUCCGGCACUUGCCUCCCUCUGCCAGGCGCGUCCUGGUGGCCCGGGUUCAGGGCUGGGGAGGAGCCCGCGGAAGGAGCCGGAAGCGUCCUGGGGGUUUGGCUGAUGGCGGUUGGAAUGAUGGGAGGAGGAUGGCCG
Molecule: messenger RNA, 2944 nt
Organism: Neofelis nebulosa (Clouded leopard)
Lineage: Eukaryota; Metazoa; Chordata; Mammalia; Carnivora; Felidae
Gene: DTX1
Product: deltex E3 ubiquitin ligase 1
Exons: 10
Coding region: 873-2768 (631 amino acids)
Biological process (GO): protein ubiquitination; Notch signaling pathway
Cellular component (GO): nucleoplasm
Molecular function (GO): ubiquitin protein ligase activity; zinc ion binding
Source: RefSeq, a predicted model, not a curated record